Molecule: messenger RNA, 750 nt
Organism: Plenodomus lingam JN3
Lineage: Eukaryota; Fungi; Ascomycota; Dothideomycetes; Pleosporales; Leptosphaeriaceae
Source: RefSeq, a predicted model, not a curated record
AUGAUCUUCGGUGGCCUCGAACUAGUCGCGGGUGGCUAUCUCAUCCACCGUCACUACAAGAGGAAGAACGAGAAAGAGAAACUCGAACAAGAUGUACAACAAUGGAGGAAUAAUACAUUUCCUGGUGCAAACAACGCAAAGCGGGAUGAAAGGCAUUCACAUCCACAUCCACAACGCCAACAGCAGUCUUUAGUACCACAACAAACCUCUACACGUCAAGGCUUGACAACACAGCCGCAACAGAAGCCGCAAUGGCAGUGUCAACAGCCUGCUCCAACCCGACAUCAACACGAGCCUCGUCCCCAGUCUUCUCCUCAAACACAAUCGUUCAGGAUCCCUCGGCGGCCCGUGCCGGAGCGCAAACCCCAGAUCAUAAUACAGCCUUGUCUCCAACGGACCGACUCUUUCGCAACAAUAUCGCGAAUGCCUAUUGCAAAUGGCUCGCGACCCCGGGAUCUUCCCGAAGAACAUCCACCACCUUUCCCUCCUCGACGAACAGUCUCGGGUCUACAACUUGCACCCCAGCACAGUUUGUAUGGCAAUCCAAGCUUCUCCAUGUCGUCGCCGGCGUUUGGUGCUACACCCACGUCUCCGCCUUUGACGUAUGAGCUGGCGACAAGCCCGGUGGACGGAUACACAAAUGGCGACCGUUGGGAGGCUUCCGGGGAUGACAGCAGGACGUCGGACUAUGCGCCGACCGUUUCGACGCAGUUGGGUGAGCAGGAUCCGCCACCUCCUUAUGCGCCUUGA